AUGUAUUGGAAGAGCAACCAGAUGUUUGUGUGUAAACUGGACGACAAAGACGUGCCUGCGCUUCGCCUCGCGACGGAAAAGGUGAGCCCGCUGCCUCUUCUUCCCCCUGAGAAGACGAGAGACCCUUUUCCUUAAGCGGAUUGCCUCCCUCGCAGUCUGUGUAAAAGUGGAGUGGAUCCAAAUUUGCCCCCAGAGAUACCAGCUGCUAUGCCCUUUGCUCCGGAGUAGUUUCAUUUCAUUGCAGCGGGGGCCGAAUAUUUCGCGUUAAGCGGUUUGCUCAUCGCAGCUUAAGACCCGUCCAGGAAUUCCGCCGACCCCAAAUGUAAUUUUAAUUUUAAUUACAUUUCGUAAUUUUGUAAAGUAUCCCCACCCCCACCCCUCCUCUUCCUUUGAAAUGCGCUUUUUCGUGUGGUGGAAGCGAUUUCCCCUUCCACUCCUGAAGGCAAAUUGGCACGGUUCCACCUAACGUCUGUAAGCGCUUGACACCCUUUACUUGGUGUGUCUGUGUGUGGAAAGCUACGGGUUUUGUUUUUUUGUUUUUUAACUGUAGAUCUAAAAUAUAAACAAAUACCUGAAUUUCCAGCUGAAAAGGAAAAAAAAGAAAUAAAGAAAAGCGCGCGCGAGCACACGAAAACAAGUUUAGUAGGAAACGUCCGCAGGGGAAAGAGAGAAAUCGAAUAUUUGGUGCACGGAGGACUGACACCGCUUCCACUUCUUACGAAGGACGCCGCUUCGACUUCAUACAACGGAGUAGUCCCUUAAGGCAUCGCUGGCUUUUGAGGAUUUUUUUUACCGUGCCUCGAUUUCGCUUCGAACUGUCCCUAAAGCAAGCGAGUGACAGACGUCAGGCUUGCAUGACCUACUUUUUCUUUUUCUUUUGGUGCCAAAGCCAAACCGUUUAGAAUUAAAGAAUCUGCAUUGAGUUUAUCAGAACUGAUGGGAGCUCGUGGUCGGUCCACCCACCAACGCAUCCAUACAUCCCUCCCUGUCGGCAGCAUAAUUUAGAGGGGGUGGGCAAGUCUUUUCGUUGCUGCUGCUCAGCAGUUGAUAGCCAGGAGUCCUUUGCAAGCCAAAGACCUGCCAGCAGACCCGUAUCUGCCUCCCGUUCACCCCUCUUUUAAAAGGCAGUUAAUUCCAGCGGUUUUGGGUCCCCCCCGUACAUCUGUGGCGAUCGGCGCGGCAGAAUCCUCCAAACUAGCUCGAUUGCCUUCGAUGGGGCUACUCCGGGGUAAGUGAUCGCAAGCAGCCUUGAACCAGACCAUGAGCCAAACCCUCAAGGGCCGCCGCAUUUCCUAGUCUCUGUUCAAGGAAUUCUAAAAAUGAAUGCAAUAUACUUAUUCACUGGAAUCAUAAAACCGUAGAGCUGGAAGGGACCCCUGGCCUGGGGGUCAUCUAGGCUAACCCCCUCGCAAUGCAGGAAUCUCAACUAAAGUACCCAUGACAGAUGGAAAUAGAAGCCUUGCUUGAGCCAAAACGAAAAGACAUUUAAACCAGAGCAAAUUGUUUGCAAGGGCUCGAGUACAGCCUGUUGGGUUGGCUUUUUAAGGGUUCUGGGGGAUAGUGUCCCCCCUUUUUUGCUGUAACCUUCCUGCCUCUUUCCAUUGUACUUUAUACUGCUUACCUGCGCAUGGGAAAUGUCAAAUCGUGCGCUGCAUCUAUAGACGCCGGUGGGGAGCAAGUCCCAUAGAAACAUGCAGGGCUGGCUUCUGUGUAGGCCCGGGACGGUGGAUGGCGCGCAGCCUCUUCAGUCGCAAAGACUUCGGCAAAGCAAGGAGCCGGUGGACUAGCUGCAACCUGGAUAAAAUUAUUACGCGGGGUCAGGAAAGUGUCCCCGAAACUAGCUCUGCCUCCUUCCACGAGGCUACUCUGGGCAGACCCAUUUAUACCCCGGAUCGGGGCGCUCUAGAUCGGGUCGGGCUCCGUUUCGCCCCGGCCCCGGCUAUGGCGCCCGAUGGUCAGGGAUGAUGUAGGAGGGCGCAGUGCCCGCUACCUCCGCUCCAGAUGAUCUCUCUCACAUUUCAUCUUGGCGAUUCAGGUGGAUCGGAAAUGCAUCUGUUCCCGAAGCUCUCCCACACUCGGCCUCACUGACUAACCGCUGGGAUUGCGGGGUAAUUAAUCCGCAUCGAGGUGGCAUCCCUUGCCAGGGAGCAAAGCUCCAUUGGAAACAGUAAUCGGGUUCAGGAUUGCACUGCGACUUUGGAUAGAGUCGGCUGCUUAGCUACAGGGGGCUUUGGGCGCGGGCUUGACGGGCCGAGGGUCGCCCUGCGCCGGCUUUGUUCCGCGCGCCUAAUGGAGGCGAGCGCAGCGCCCUGGCGGAGUUGGCGCGAGCGCUUUUGUCCCUCGCCUCGCUCGGCCUCGGCCGCGCCAAACGGCUUCAUCAAGCGCGCGCCCUCCCUCCAAAUUGGCCAAGGGGGCCAUUGUGUUUAAUGACCCCCCGAAUUAAAUUCAGCUGGCUGGUUUCUAUUCUCCUCCUUUCUCUUCUGGUGACGUUCCCUUCUUCCUCUUCCCCCCUUUUUUUGUGCCCUCAGCUUAACGAAAUAAAUAAAUCCUCGAGUCUAAGCAGCAGCCCCUCGGCCUGUUGACUUCGGCUCGAGUGCUUAAGUGGCAAUUUACACCUCGGAGGCCCCAAGCUGGAAGUGGCAAGGCGGGCUUAAUUGCGGAGGGUAUUUGGAGGCCGCGCAAGCUGAGGCAUUUUCAUUUAAAUCGUGCCCGGCACGAGCGCCGGGCGGGCGAGGUCUUGGGCUGCUGCUGGAGGAGCGGCAAUUAGUGCUCAAGGGCCCCAUUGAAGCGCUUAUGCCUCGGGGCCGACUUCGCCCCUUAAUUGCCGCCGUUUAGUUUUGGCUGGAGGGGAGGGAAGGAUGGUCGGCAGCCCCUCUUUCCUUCUCCUAUGACGAGCCUCAGUUUUCGGCGGCCUUCGGCGAGCUCAGCCGUCUGGUCUUUCUUCGCAGUUCCCGAGGCUCAUGGCUGAGGAGUGUGGGCGAGUAGCAGUAGCAGCAGCGGCGGCGACCGCGACUGGGAGAAGACGGAAAAGCGCGGGAGAAACUGGGCUGGUAAGUCAGCGAGACGCGGGUGGGAUGGAGCGACGAGAAAGGGACUUUCCUCCUAGUCCGUGAAGGGAGCUGAAGGAGAGACGGCGUCUCUGAGGCGACAGGGGACUCUUUGUGUGCGGGCAGCGCGAGAAAGGCGGGAACGGGGCAUUAGCAGGCGGCCAGGCGGGCGCGUGGCCUCGCGGUCUCUCCCACCUGCCCCGACCCAGUCAGGGCAGUCACUGGGUGGCCUUCAGGUCGGGUUGGGUUCUCUUCUGAGGGAGAUUUGUGAGGGCGAAGGGGCACAGACACGAAGAAGGGCUCCAGGGAGAGAAUAUUCAACCGUAGUAGGAACUGAGGGGGAGCUCCUCUCCCUAUUAUCCGUUAUUUUAUCAAUAGUAUUGGCGGGGAACCUCGGCUGAGGCGGCUGGUUUGAGGGAGCGCUCGCCUUGGCAGCUGGAUCUAAUGAUUGGGCGGCGGGGAGAGGACGAGAGUUACCUCGGAGAGGCUCCUGAGGGAAACAGGCCCGUGUGUAUUAAUCCGCUCGUGUCCGUGUGGCAGGUGAGCCCCGAGGUUGCCGGAGACGAGGAUUCGUGCUCGCCGUCCACGCCUCUCUCGCCUUCUUCGUCUUCUCCGCGCUCGCUGAAUUCGGGCCCGGGCGGAUGCGCGCCCAGCAAGUGCAUCUGCAGCAGCUGCGGCCAGGAGAUAAUCGACAAGUACCUUCUCAAGGUGAGUUGGCGGGCCUUGCAAGCCUGGGCCUUGGAGCGGGAAAUGAAUGGGCUUCGAGCUCACGGCUGGGGCUUCAAGGAAGGCCAAUCUGUCCGCCAGGGUCACAGAUUUUUUGCUCUCCUGAAAGGUUCACCUCCUGAUAGACACUCUGGACGAUGAGAGAUUGUGCUUUCCAGCAGGUGAUCAAUGAAAAGUUACUUAAAAAGCACGCUUCUUGGGUCAAUAGUACCUUUUGAACGAGUUUGGUUUUUUAAAUGCUCUUUUGCAGGGAAUCACCUUCAAAAAGUACUACUAGAAAAUGUUAUUGGCCUUUGCAGAGGUUUCCCACCCUCCUCCUAGAAAUACAGUAACUUAUUUCACUUGGAUAUUUGAGAAAUCUGAAAGCUAAAAUCACUACAGAUUUAGGGAGAUUUGCUCACUGAAUUUGCAACACUAUUUCUUUGCAGUCAAAAUUGGUUUCCUUGACUACUGGACUAGUCUUAACCUUUGGUGUUAUAUUUAGGAUCAUUUGUUUAGUGCACAUACUUGCUACAAAACAGGGCCACUGUUUUGACAAAUUCAAACUCAGAAUUAUGUUGCAGGUUUUAAAUGCUGCCUUACUCAAGUGAAGUUUCCUCUUUGGCUUAUAAAUGUCAUAUGUGCACUAGAUCAAGGGUUAGUAGGCACUAAUCAAAACUGAAGUCUGGUUUUGUUGUAAAAAGCCAGAUAAUUUGGAUUUCACAAUCAUCAGACUGUCUUGAGUUUGUCAGUAGAUUCCUAUAAGAGGCUCCAAAUCUGGGCCAUGCUGAAACUAGGAAACAGCUUAAUUUUUUCCUGCUCACUCCUGAAGUGCCUUAAAUACCACUUUACAAACACAAUACAAUAAAUAUCUACCUAGGGGCUUACUUCAUUGGCUGCAAUAGGACUUACUCUCACGUUAAUGUGUGUAGAAUCGCAGCAUUCAAUAGCAUCCAUACUUUUAAAAUCUGAAGUGGAAAGUUGAAUAUAAACAAAUCUGGAAGCAUAAUGCAGAGUCACUUGUUGUAGAAUGCAUAUAUUUUAUUCUGACUGGUUCAUGAAAUGGUGCCUUAGUAAAAGGUCUUCUCCUGGCUGAAUAUAAAAUUUUAAUUAUUCAUCCACCCUGGCCAGAUAACCUAAGGAGGUUAUGUGUUCAAAAUAGAUUGCACUUGCAUUAUUAGAAAUAAAUGUGUUCCAUUGCUUUAAGCUUGCUGGAGACAUAAAAGUAAAUUACCAGUUUUCAAAAUUUGGAUGAAGAAACAAAAUUUCUGAAAUUCCCAGUGAUCAUAACCACCAGCUCAGAAAACGAAUCUCAAUUGGAUAUGUAUUUUCUUGUGGUGCUUUUUUUUUUUUUUUUUUGAGGUGCCAGAUAUUAAAAGCCAACCUGAAAUUACAUUUGAUAUUCUUAAUAUUUGAUUACAAUUGGAAUAUUAUAUGGAUGGGCUUAUGGAGGUGCAACUGCUGGCUUCUGUAUUUGAAAGGGGAUUAUUCUGCAUCUUUCUUUCUUCCUUGUUUGUUUGCCAGAAGUUCUGUGAUUGCCUGGCAGCUAAUGUAGGAUGAAUUUAGGAAGCAGGCCUGAAACAAGAUUUUAAAAAUAAUUUUUGGAUUUAUCUUGCCAACAUGGUACAUUUGGGGAAUUAUUGUGUGUGAGCAUUACAGUAUAUCUGCACACAGAAUAUGGGAGUGGAUAUUUGUCAUCUGAAGUUUGGUAUAACAAAGGCAUAGGCAAACUCGGCCUUCCAGAUGUUUUGGGACUACAACUCCCAUCAUCCCUGACCACUAUUCCUGUUAGCUAUAAUAAUAAUUUAUUUAUACCCCACCCAUCUGGCUGGGCUUCCCCAGCCACUCUGGACGGCUUCCAACAAUAUUAAAAUACAGUAAUGCAUCAAACAUUAAAAGCUUCCCUAAACAGGGCUGCCUUCAGAUGUCUUCUAAAAGUCUGGUAGUUGUUGUUCUCUUUGACAUCUGAUGGGAGGGUGUUCCACAGGGCGGGUGCCACUACCAAGAAGGCCCUCUGCCUGGUUCCCUGUAACUUGGCUUCUCGCAGUGAGGGAAUCACCAGAAGGCCCUCAGCGCUGGAGCUCAGUGUCCGGGCAGAACGAUGGGGGUGGACACUCCUUCAGAUAUACUGGACCGAAGUGACGAUGACUACUGCUACUACUCUACUACUACAUUUGGACCCCACCUUUUCUCCAAGGAGCUCAAGCUCAUGUAUAUAUUCUCCCCCCCCUUCCUUCUUUCUCUCACCACAAUCCUGUGAGGUAGGAGGUAGGUUAGGCUGAGAGUUUGUGAUUGGCACAGGGCCACCUAGUGAGCUUCAUGACCAAGUGGGGAUUUAAAUCCUAGUCUUCCAGAUCCUAGUCAAACCCUUGAAUGAAGAGUGAACCCUUAGCAUAAAACAGCUUGAGGUCCCCAAAAAUGUUUCCAACUGCUGAUUAAAAAGUAACAUGAUGCAGACUGCAAGGAUAAAGUGGUAAUACUACAUAGGACUAUUAAUUGUUUAUGCUGCAGAUCAAACUUGUGAUGAUUAGGCUGCAUCUGGAGUUCUGUGUCCAGUUGUGGGUGCCGCACAUCAAGAGGUCCAAGCUGGAGGGUGCUCGGAGGAGAGCAAUCCAGAUAUCAAAGUGGGUCUAGAUACCGAAUCCUAUGAGGAAUGGUUGAAAGAGCUGGUUGUGUUUAGCCGCCCUAGAAGAGAGACUGUUAAUGGGAGACGUGAGGCUGUUGUGCAAGAUGGAGUGAAAUUGCAACUGUUCAGCAUUAGAAGAAACCUCUCGAGCUGUUCAGCACUGUAGCAUGGUUCCUUGGGAGCUGAUGGACUCUCCUUCAUUGGAGGCAUGGAUCCUGCAUUGGGAAGUUGGAGCAGAUGAUUUCGGGGACCCUUGAAGCUCUGUGCUUCUUUGACUUCAGUUGUUAUGAACAUGUUCCAUAGGCCUCCGUACUGCUGCUCCUAGCACUGGUGGUGAAGUCACAGAGAGAGAAUAAUGCUUGUUUGUGAAUUAGGUAGUUAAUCUUUUUCACUGAUGUGACUUUGUUUCCAACUCGGGGAAAACAAUGUGGCAAAUACUCUUUCCCUCUUCCCAUUAUUGAAGAAACAAACACAGGAGUGUUGCAUUGUAGCUUACUGGUAAAUUCUUCUAGCGUGGGGAAUAUGUUUAUACAGUUACAGCAAAUACCACCGACAAUCGGCCAUGGUAAACUCUGCAAGCAGGGUUCAAUCACAGUUGGUAGGAUUGUUUAUGCUGUUUCAAGGCUUAGGCAAUGUUGUUUAUGUAUCUUUUGUGUACAUCGUGCUCAUUUCAGAAGGUCAUGGUAAGUCAGUUACGUGACUGUUAUGUGAUCAAAGGUAGUUCAAAACUGUAUUCAAAACUCCAAACUUUCAGUUACAACACUGUACCUUAAACAACAGAGAACUUUAAAAAUUCAUUUUUUAAAUCAAUACAGUGAUGAAUUACCAUCAAGGACUAUUAGUUUUCCUUCAGCAUCUGACUUCGCUGAUUUGAUCAUCCCUCUAACUUUAUCAAACGUUAAAUUCUUGUUUCAUAGGGUUUCUUUAGUAAGGCUGUUGGCAUUUUUGAAAUGGCUUAGUGGACAACCAAUAUAUCUAUUUAGUGUUCUAUAUCUUGGGUUAUUACCAAAUCGCCAAGUGACAAUCGAUUGAGCUACAAAUUUUCUGAAAACUUUAUUCUUGCUAUUAAAACUUAGUACAGUGGUUCACCAAGUGGAUGGUAUCUCCCCGGGGAGGACGGGACUAAGAGGCGUGGGGGUAAGGGUGGGUGCUGGCGUUAUGCCACUCCAAAGCCUUUGAUUGCUUCUUUACAAAGGCCUGGCUAGAGCACUAGAGCAAAAAAACACCACCUUGGUAUUUCAUGUUUUAUUGCUCUUAUCACUUUCAAAGCCAUUUCCUUUGGUCACAUUUGUUUUUAUUUGCAAUUCUGAAUUGUUGCAAGGUACCCAAUCAUUGGUAAUAGGUAACUGAUUCCCUUACUGUAUAUCUGUGGUAGGUGAAAGUUUGUGUUUGUUUGGUAAGUAGCUACAUAUAAAUAUUUUAGGCUAUAGAUUUCAUUCACCCUUUUGUUUUUAUUAAUAAUGCAAUAAAAAAAGUUCAUGCAAUAUUGUUUGCUAUAUAUUCUUUAAAUUACAAGCUUAGAGUUUAUGAAUUCAUUUUUUUAUAUUUUCAGAAUAAAUAUAAAAUUACUACUGUUUUGAGUUUUACUGUGUUAUCAUCUUUGGUGGGUUGUGCAAACCACUGUUUUGAAUAAUGCUUUUUAUAAGAUAGGCUAUAGAGGGCACGGGGGGUGAGUUGAAGAAAGCAAUGGGGCAAAGUUUGGGAGCCACUGAUCUAGCAGAGGAUUAAAGCAUGUCUGUUCACACAAUUCACUCUGAUUGUGUCUAUUACCUUGUCAGCACAAGUAAUAAAUGCAGCUAGGAUAUACGUAGUUUGCUAUGUGAUAAACUACAACAAUUGCACAUCGGCUGUUUGGUUUGAGAGCAUGGAUCAUUCAUCAACUCCAUCAUUUAAUGUAGCCAAGCAAGCUAACCUCCACUACGGUUGUGAAUGAUCCAUGGUAAGUUUCAUAAUAAGCAAGCAGCUGAAUAAGUGUUUCACUUUCUCAUGCUUUAAAUGGUAAGCUCUGCAGGGCAACUUCACCCCUUAAGUGCAGUUCAAGGUGAUAUGGUGUCAGCUAAUACUGCCUUUCUGGAUUAAACAGCUCCAUAGUCAUCCGUGCUAUGUUGCCCUCUUCCCAUAAUGUUCUGUUAAAGCUUACACAAACACUUAUUCUAAAGCCUAGAAUAACUUGAAUAACUUGAAUAUAAACUUGUGUCCAAAGUCUUGACUAGCUUUUGACUUGGGGCAUGUUUGUGCUAGCUCAUUUUCAUGUAAUAUGUCAUUGAAAAUUGCUCAAGUAAAGGCUACACCUUUAUAUUUUUAUUCUGUCACUCUUGUUAUAGCCUGACCAGCAGGGGUGGUGUUGGAGGAGGCCUAUGGGAGCUUCACCCUCCAGAAUACUUGCCCCUUCUCUACCUUUUAGAAGCUUGUUUUAUUACUUUGCAGUAUAUCUGUUUGCUAUGUAAGCAAAGGUAAAUUACCAGUGAGACUGCAGCCACUUGCAGUCUUAAUUCGCCCAGAGGCAAAUUAAACCCUGAGAGCAGGAGCUAGAGUUUGUGUGUUUCCUUCUGAAAGGUGCCUUAAAAUCACAUCUUUACAUUUAAAUCGGAAUUUGUAUGUUUGGCCUCUGCCUCAAGUCUUUUAUGCCCAUGCUGACUUACGAAUACUUAUUGCUCAUUUGCAUGAAAAUAAAUAACCCAUUGCUGCUAACUUAUUUAUUCAGGUGAAUUGUGUGAGCAGGACUGGAAAAUCAACAGAACCACCCCCUCGAAUAAAAUUGGGGAAUACAGGAACAAAACAGUUCUCUCUUAAGAUGCUUUUGUGUUCUGUUCGGUCACUGUAGAUGCACAGUCCCUCUGGGGAGAGAAGCUGUUUCUGGAUUUCCACAAGUGGCUUUUCUUCCUUGCAUUAAACAGAGCUCUGGCACGACUCAUUUGUGUCAGUAGGGCUUGUAGUGGAGAACUUCUCGAUGAAUUGUGCCCCUCUUGGGUGUAAAAUUAUUAUUAUUAUUAUUACUACUAGUAGUAGUAUUAUAAAUUCCAUUUGUGAUUGCUUUUUAGAUCUGUGGAUUCUCACACUUGAGAGUCCUAAGUAUUACUGUGAACUUUAUUUCUUCAAGCCCUGUUUAUAUAGUUUGCUUAAAUCACUGCUACCGAAUGUAAAAUUUCUUUCUCCUUUCAUAGGUAAAUGACUUGUGCUGGCAUGUGCGGUGUCUCUCUUGCAGUGUAUGUAGGACUUCUUUGGGAAGACACACCAGCUGCUAUAUCAAAGACAAAGACGUUUUCUGCAAACUAGACUAUUUCAGGUAUACUAUGCUUUAUUUACGUAUGUGUUUAUUGCAUGUAUGCAUCAACUUUCUGUCAAAGCAUUCUAGGUGGUUUAUAAUAUGAAACUAUGAAACGUAAAACUGUCCCUAUUGGAGGGGGUUAGUCAACUGGAGCAGACCUGAUGUUGUUUGCCUUCCUCCAUCGCUCUUCUUUCCUCUUAUAGGCAGGUGGUAUCUUGUAAUUACAAAAUACUAAGAUUAUGACAGUAGACCCAUGAAUUUUUGUGUUUUAUGUGCAUGGACACAUCCUAGUACAAAGGGCUUAUUUGCACAGCAGUGCUCAUAACUGAAACACACUAUUGGCUGAGCUGGCAAGAACUGUUGGAAGUUGAGCCCAACGAUACCCAAAAAGGACACAGGUUCCCCAUCCCUGCUUUAGUGUCAUUUGGUAGCCAUUAUUAGGCUACUUUCUGGGUAGCUGCUCUUGAACCAUUCCUUCUACAUCUUGUUGUCCUCUUAAUUUUUUUUUAUUAUUGAAAAAUGUUUAUUUUUAGUUAUUAAAAAAAAAUCUGAAAAAUAUGGCCCUUCACAAAACAAACAAAACCUUCAGCAUUCAUGCCAGAAAUUGGGAAACCAAAUAAAUCUUUUUAGGAACAGUUCCACUUCUUAAUUGCAUAACUCACAGCAUGUAUACGACAAGUGGACCACAGGCUGGACCAUACUCAAAGCUGAGUAUUUUCCAGUCCAUCUAACAGCAGAAUCCUAUGCAUAUCCUAUGUAUUUUAAAUGGAACUCACUCACAGGAAAUUAAAGGAUUGUAGCCUAUUUCUCCCAUUGAGCUAACGAAGUGCUUAAUGUUACUUGCAUAUAUCCUUACUGAAAGAAUUGCUGCAGAAGAUCUGUUAGAUAUAUCUAUAGAUACAGAUAUAUAUAGAUAUAUAUGCACACACCAACAAACAGUGUCAUGGAGUGGUCUAGGAUAGAGCAUGGCUGGAAGAGUGUAGUUAUCUGGAAUUACUUGCAAUAUGAUGAAAUCAAUCUCAAUAUUAUAACUUCAAAAAAUGUUUUCGAUUAAGCCCUACUGCCAUCUUCCUGUUUCCAUCUACUCUCGCAAACUGCAAUUGUUUCCUCCAGAAGGAAAGUAUUUCUGUUGCAUGCCAACACUUUGGGGAGUAAACUACUCCCGUUUCUUCUUUGCAGACCAAGAUAAAACAUGGAAAUACUUUGCUGCUAGAGUAAGCUACUGCCAUUGAAGGUGUAAGGAGAAACUCACCCUUUGUUAUCUAAAGUGCUUGGGGUUUCUGGCUGUAAUAAAAGUACCUGGCCUUUCAUCCUGAAUAACACCUAAUAUGUCUGUUGAAAAGUCAGGAGAAAGAACUUGGAAACAGUUUUUAAAACUGACAAUCAGAUCCAUGAAGCCUACGGAUGUGAAACUGUGAGGUGCUCUUUUGAAAUACACCAAGUGCUCACUUGCAUUGAUUUUUUUGACAUUGUUUUGUACACUGGUGAGAGUAAUAGAAUUAAUUCUCAACAUCUUCCCAUUCUCAGCUCAUAUGUCCUUCUGUUUCAUUGCCAACAACGGAGGGGAAUAGUGUCUAAACAGCAGAAAAAUAUUGUAGUAAAAUGGCUCUAGUCAGACUCUUGCCAUUAUAAUGCUUUAGUAACAAUUCAUUUGGAUUACUGCAAUGCACUCUACUUGGGGAUUAAUUUGGUGCAGAAUUCUGCUGUCUGCUUUCACAACAUUCGCCUAACUGUUACCGUAUUUUUCGCCCUAUAGGGCGCACCUAGUUUUUUUGGGGGGGGGAAUAAAGAAAAAAAAUUAUUUCCCCCCAGGCGCUGGGCUAGGAUGGGGGAAGCCCGAGCUUCCCCCGACCCCAGCCCCCAGAACAGGCUGCUAUCCGCAAGCCUAGGGAGCCCGGCAGGAACUCCCGCGGGCUCCCAAGGCUUGCGGAUAGCUUCCUGAAGCCAGGAGAGUGAGAGGGGUUGGUGCGCACCGACCCCUCUCGCUCUCCAGGCUUCAGCGAAAGCCUGCAUUCACCCCAUAGGACACACACACAUUUUCCCUUCAUUUUUGGAGGGGAAAAAGUGCGUCCUGUAGGGCGAAAAAUACGGUAAUUAACAAAUUAUAUUUGAGGGCCUUCUCAGUGGUGGUGCCCACCCUGUGGAACGCCCUCCCAUCAGAUGUCAAGGAAAUAAACAACUAUCUGACUUUUAUCUGAAAGCAGCCCUGUUUAGGGAAGCUUUUAAUGUUUGAUAUUUUAUUCUGUUUUUAAUCUCUUGGGAGCCGCCCAGAGUGGCUGGGGAAACGCAGCAGGAUGUGUAGGGUAUAAAUAAUUUUUUAUUAUUAAUACUAUUUAUUUAGCUUUCACACAACUGGAACUAUAGUGGAGUAUAGUGUCCUCAUUUCCAUGUUUUUUUUAUAAACAGAUCGUCCCCCUGCCCCCAAAAGCCAAUAACCCAGAAAUGAGCACAAAGCUUGCACUAUUUUCCACUAUAGUUCCAUAAGUGGCUUAUGUGUGAAAAUGCAAAUAUAAUAUGGAACUUAAUAGUCAUUAAAAUGGAAUGAACCGCCAUGUGAAUGCAGCCUGUAUUGCAAACGUCCCGUCCCCCUGCUUUUUACCUCUUUAAUGCCCUAAAUGGCCUAGGCCAGGGGUCAGUUUACCUUGCCUGGGCUGGAUCAGUCCUGCAGAGAACCCUCCAUGGGCUGGGUUCUCGCCUGCGAUUUCCGGCAUCUGCGUGUGCGCAGACAUAUUUCCGGCACUGCAGAAGUGAGUCCCCACACUGGUUUAGCGCAGCGCUCCAGGACUCGCCAAGCGGGCAGCUCAGUUCUGGGGUGGCUCGUGGGCCAGUUAAACAGCCAGCGUGGGCCGCACGUUGCCGACCUCUGGCUUAGGCUCUUUGUACCUGAAAGAGCAGCUUUUCUCUGCAUAUUUCCCUCCAUUGCCUGAGCUAAAGAGGGGAAACGCUACUAUGGCUUCCCUCUGUUUUUUUCAUAGUUGAGUUUGAUGAAGCAAUGUAGGUCUUGAUGGUUCCACUGACUCUUAGAACUCUUUAGAUCAGAGGUAUCUAUCCAUCUCAUAAGAAUAUCACAUUCUUUUGGUUAGUUGUCUAAGCCGACUGCUGAAAGAACUUUCCAUGGUGUUGCCUAGCUGUAUGGACUGUUCCUGCUGAGUUAUUUUGUAGUUUCAUUGCUGUUUUUGUGCUGUUUUUUUGUUGGGCUUUUUAUUGUACAAAGUUUCGUGAAUCAAAGAUUAGUUGCCCUCCUAUUUUUUUUAAUGGUAAUAAAUUAUCAUCUCCUGGACACAGAGUGGUAAUAUAUGUAUGGAGUAAGGAGGAAUAGCCUACACCUUUUUAAAAGAAAGCUAUAGAAUGAAAAGGUGUAGGGUUCUGCCUGACUCAACACUUCCUGUCUUGGAUAGCAGGUAUUAAACUCAUUUUUUUAAAAAGAUACCCCUGCUACAUCAAGAUAUAAUCUCAUGUAACGCCAUGUGUAUGACAUAACAGGGCUCCUGGGCUGACUUUCCUCAAAGCGGCAUGACUUGUCCUUAUGAGAUCUCUUAUGAUUCUCACAAGAAUGCAUAAGGGAACGUCAUCUCAAAAGUUCAAACAUUAAUUGCAAAGUAAGGCAAUCCUCCUUUUUUUCUGAAGCAGUUGAGUGGAACUUAAGCAAAUCCCAGCUUUCAAUGAGACUAGUAGCAUUUAUGAUGAACUUCAUAAUACCCGCAAUGUAGCUUCAUAAUCUAACUUGAGUGGCAGUUGUAUGAUGAAUGGCUGCUAUUUUCUCUUCCCUUCUUUCGUUACAGACGGUAUGGAACUCGUUGUUCUCGCUGCGGCAGGCAUAUCCAUUCCACUGACUGGGUCCGAAGAGCUAAGGGAAAUGUGUAUCACCUGGCAUGCUUUGCCUGCUUCUCCUGCAAAAGGCAGCUUUCCACAGGGGAGGAGUUUGCUUUGGUGGAAGAGAAAGUCCUCUGUAGGGUACAUUAUGACUGCAUGUUGGAUAAUCUGAAACGAGAAGUUGAAAAUGGUAACUCUCCUUCUUGAUGUUAGGUCCCUAGGCUGUAUUCCUUUUUUUGUUUGUUUGUUUAAUGUGGAGGGAAAAACACACACACCCCCCACAGUAGGUUCUGGAAACCAGAUUAACUUGAUCAUUUUCUCUGUAACUAAUGUAUAAAUGUAGCAUGCAUGCAAUUGCAUGAGGAGUUGGUCAUCUGUAGUUUUCACUCUUGUUCUAAGGAGCAUUUUACCUCUCCUCUGCUUUCCUCCAGUGUUUUUAAUCUGUGGCAUUGGCAAAGUAAAAUUCUCCAUGCCACACAGGCCACUUCAGAUUGCCAUAAUUGCUUGUAGGUGGAUGCUAGUGGUGCUAUGUUUGCACUUCAUUAAAAAAAGGGGGGCACCACUGUUGCUCCUUACGUUUGCAGAUUUUUCAAAGCAUGGUAUCCCAGGUCCAUUACAGUGGUACCUCAGGUUACAUAUGCUUCAGGUUACAUAUGCUUCAGGUUACAGACUCCGUUAACCCAGAAAUAUUACCUUGGGUUAAGAACUUUGCUUCAGGUUGAGAACAUAAAUUGUGCUCCGAUGGUGUAGCUGCAGCAGUAGGCCCCAUUAGCUAAAGUGGUGCUUCAGGUUAAGAACAGUUUCAGGUUAAGAACGGACCUCCGGAACGAAUUAAGUACGUAACCAGAGGUGCCACUGUACAUGUUUGUCCUUCUCAAGCAAUGUAGUUCCAUUUGAUCCACAGUUGCGAAGAAAUGGUGUAGUAAACAUUUCUCAUUGGGCGGAUAGAGUUACACUGUAAUUCAAACCCCCUUUGUGACAGGUUUGGGGGUGGGAGUUGGAUUGUCUAUAGUUUUCCCAUACUCUCCUCAGAACCAUCUCUCCCACUCAAUGUGCUAGUUGGAGGAAGGGGCCAGCAGCAAGAUCUCUGUUGGUGGCAGACUGUGGAGAGCUCCAUAAUAGAGUGUUACGGGGUUGGGGAAGGGCUGGGUUCACCCUGGAUCUGCUGGACCCUGAGCCAACUCCACUACCAUCACAUGAUGGCCCAAUUGAUGCACCAGCUCUGCCGCAGCAACUUUCAUGCUCCCUCUUCCCAUUCCACACCAGCCAGUGUGAAUGGCAAGGCUUUGCUGGUGACUCUGCUUCUUUUAAGCUCUACUGCUCCCCACUUGGGAUUUGGAUUGUAGUUUAAAUGAUCUGAAUUUAGCCCUUGACAAGAACUAUAAGGAGCUUGAUUUUUUUUUUUUAAUGUCCAUAGCAUUUAGCAUUCUUUCUCUCUACUCGAUUCAGAAUAAAACUGGUUUUUAAUCAAGGCCAUGUCAUAUUCCUGUUUGGUGGUUCAUGGAUUCUCUUCCUACACCUCUCCCCCGCCCAAAAUAAAAAUGAAGGCCUGCGCUUGCAACCAGGACCCUGAUCUGAAACAUGCUUAAAAAAUAGAAUACCAAAUCUGGUACAAACUCAAGAUAAUUAUGUAGAGUUGCAAAAUAAUGAAAAAUUGAUAAUUCCAUAUUCACGUAUAUCCUUAAUGCAAGAAGUCUAUUUUAGCAUAACGUCUGUAACUAAUGACUGGUGUUGGUACUGUCAAAACUUCGACUUUGUCCUCUUUUUCAUUUCAGGUAAUGGUAUCAGUAUGGAAGGUGCAUUGCUAACAGAACAAGACAUUAAUCACCCAAAACCAGCAAAAAGGGCGCGGACCAGUUUCACAGCAGAUCAGCUUCAGGUAGAGCCCUGGCAUGGUACAAUGCCUCUAAUGAAAUACAGCUGUGGGUUGUUGGUGUGGGGUGGGAGGAUAAUGAUUUUAUGCUCUGCAUCACUUAAUAAUUAUAUUAAAUAUAGCUGGUUAUGAAGAAAUUCUCUCCACUGCAGAUAUUUCUCCUGGUGUCAAAGGCACAGCAUGUUUCUGGAAUAUUCUUGCAAGUGUUAGCUGUUGUUCCAUGUGAAAUAGUUACUCUUCAGCGUUUCUGUUUCCCAGAAGGCAGCUGGUAAUUCUGUAAAGUGGAAAUGUAAAUGCUGAUCUGUUUUGACUACUUGAUGAAAUUCAUUAAACCAGACAUUUCCAUCACUACACAUAAUUAUAAUAGGAGACUAAAUAGUUUCAGUUCUGUGUAACAUGAAGAGAAGUCCUAGAAAAUGUGCAGAAUAUAACUUUACAGGAAACAGAUAUUUUCAGUGUCUUGCAUUUCACCAUAGCUGCCAAACCCAAGUGGCAAUCAAAACCAUGGCUCUUCAGCACAGGCAUCACUGUCAAGUUCAGAUAAGCAGAGGCUGAAGCUUAGCAAUGGUGGGGUCAGUAUGAACUUUGCAAAACUGAUGUCUUUGUGCUCUGUGGGGGGGGGGGAUUCUCCUAUGCUACCCCUGAGUUCCGUUAACUACUUUUAUUCUGUGGUAGAUAAACUUGCAGUUCCUUAUCACAACCACUCUAGCACCUGCCUAUUUACACUUUCUGCUUUAUAAUUCAUUCUUGUCCAAUAACUUAGUACCAUUGCUGCCAAAUAAGCAUAAAUAAAUCUUAUGUUCAUUGAAUCUUAAGUUGCCCCUUUUAAGGCAAAAUGCCAACUUCCACAUUGCUUUACAAUCUCUUAAAAUUAAAAGCAGUCUAAUAAGACAGGAUAAGGUACAUUUCUAUUGAUAAAAAAACAAUUAGAAAGCAAAAAUUGAACAGAAAAAGGGGGAAAUUAAUCUAAAGUUUGCUAGCACAAAAGUUUUCAGUUCCUAUUCAAAAUAUUUAUUUCUGGUGUACUCAGUUUGGUAAUACUUACAUAUGUGGGAAAUAACCUAGUUUUGGAUUAUAACAUCCACAUUAUUAUGUGCAUAUAAAAGUGGCUGUUUAAGUUUUUAGUGAGAAGCAAUGGCCUGUCUGUUCAGAAUGUUAAAAUUGCCUUCCAUAUAGUCCUAGACAUGUCCACUUAGAUGUAAGUCCACUGAGUUCUGUGAGGCUUACUGCCAUGUAAACAGGCAUAAGACUGCAGCCUUAAUGUUGCAACAGGUAGUGCAAUGGAUACACAGGAAGCUCCAUAUGUACAGCAGAGCUUUUAGCCCUCAAAACAGCUUUUCCUCACCUCUACCAGCAUCUGUUAAAUAAUACCACAGGAGCUUCAGACGCAGUAUUUGAAGUUUUGCUCAGGCGAUAUGACAUAGGUUAGCUUCAGCAGAUUCAGGAAAGCACUUGCGUGCGCGUAAACAGGUGUUUUGAUCUGAGCCAUAGGACUAUUUAUGCACUGAGUCUAGUUCAGGGGUCAGCAAACUUUUUCAGCAGGGGGCCGGUCCACUGUCCCUCAGACCUUGUGGGGGGCCGGACUAUAUUUGGGGGGGAGCAUGAAUUCCUAUGCCCCACAAAUAACCCAGAGAUGCUUUUUAAAUAAAAUUCUACUCAUGUAAAAACACGCUGAUUCCAGGACUGUCCAUGGGCUGGAUCUGGCCCCUGGGCCUUAGUUUGCCUAACAGUGGUCUAGUUCUUCUACUUUUAAAAUUGUAAACAGCACCUCUUUUUUCGACAUCUAAAAAUACCAAAUAUUUAGGUAGCAAACAUUUAAUUGCCUUAAACGCAUGUAAUACUUUUUAAUUUGGAGUUGUUAUUUGGCAAUUUUCUCAAAGGACUGCAGUGGUUAAUGGAAUUGACAGGAAUCUCAUUUCUUUGCCCUUUAUAGGAGUAGGAAUAUUUCGUGCAUGAAAAUUCACUCAGGUAGCUCUGGGUUCAGUCCAUUGUGUUGCAUCUAGUGAUGUUCAUCCCAUUGUGCAACAGAUUUCUGUUCUUGUAACAGGACUUCCCUGUUUUCACUCACCCUGUAGCUCUCUGCACCACCUCAAAUAUUUGUAGCGUCCCCCAACUCUCUGGAGCAGGUUUUGGGACACAGGGAAGGAAAGGAAGGGGAAGUCCAGUUACAAUAUUGACCAUUUGAGUUUAUAUAAGUCAUAACUUUGGGGUACUGAUAUCAACAACUGAAUAUUCAGUUGACUUGUCUACCCAACCAUCAGUAACUCCAGUAGUUUACAGCUAGGUGUAGAAGUAUCUUGACUCAAUUAAACUUCAAUCCUUCCACACCAAAAUGGCCAUGAGGUUUUAAUUCAAAAAAUGUAAAGUAAUGGCCCUUUAUCUCUUUUAUAAUGUUCAUCUGAAAAGGCUUAUGACAUACUAUAGUUUGUCUGUGCGUUCCUGAACUAUCAGUGCAGAACUAAAUAUCAAAUUAACAAUAAUAUACACUAAUCAAAAAUCCACUUUCAACUUGAAUAAGCUCCUGAAAGAAGUAGGGAAGAGUAAAAGCUAAUUUUCAAAAAUCAUUUCACAGUAGGAUUCACACAGUACACUUUUGGGCCUGGUAACUUCACCAGGAGGUUACGUUUAACCAUGCCCUGUGGUGUAUAUGUGCUAUGAAUGUGCCUUAAUGUGCCUUGGCUUUGCAAAAAUUAGUAUAGCCAUUUCUAAUUUCUUCCGCGUUCUGCUUCAUACUAACAUUGUUCAUAUUUGCAAACAUUUUGUAAAGGAGGCCCUGAUAGGGCAACAACUAGUUCUUGCCACAUGAAGGUGCAUUUUUGUAAUACAAGUGUCACAUAAAACGGAUAUGAUCUGAUUGAAUAAUGAUGAUGUCGUCACAUGAAACCAGCUCUCAGUAACAAAUGAGCUGGAAUCUUGCUUUGAUUUUUUUCUUUCUUUCACGUAAUGUUGUAUUCUAGUGCUGGAGCUAAUCUGGUCAUUGGGUUAGCUUAGCCUGCCUUGAUGUGGUUUAGAAGUCUUUUAUGUGGACAAUGCACUCCUCAAAACUGCUGUUGGAGGUUGGAGCUAUAUGACUGCAUCUUGUUACUUAUGCAGUCUGGCUAGUACGUUAAAAAAAAAUACAGUUUAAAAAUAAAAAAAUACUUCUUGCAUUUUCCAGGUAAUGCAAGCACAGUUUGCUCAGGACAACAAUCCAGAUGCACAAACACUCCAAAAACUGGCAGAAAGAACAGGCUUGAGCAGGCGUGUGAUACAGGUAACUGUACUGCAGUUACUUCACAAGUACUGUGAGCAGAGCUUCUCAGCAGCAUAAAGCUCCAAAGAACAGUUUUUCUAUUGAUCAGUAUUCCUUAGCUAGAGUAGACCUUGUGUGAUGUCUUUUACAGCAGUCCUGAAACAUUGAUUUUGUUUUUUGUUUGUUUGUUUCUUUAGGAAGAAAAUGCACAUCUAAUGUCUUCCAUCACAUACUUUCACAUUGCUGAAGGAACAUAAUUUAGGGUUGUCUUGCAUGUGCCAGCAGCAAUGUGAGUGAUUAGUGACCCGUGGUGAACACUGACACCAGGAGCCCAUGUUAGAAGCUCCCCCAACUUGUUGGUUGUACUAAAGUUCGAUGUAUCUUAUUUUUAAUUUGGGUCUACCUGGCCUCAGUAAAGAGCACACACAGGGGAAAAGUUGCACUGGCAUUUAUAUGGAAGAGGCCCUCAAUGGUUUUAAAUACUUUGUUUCUUUGAUGUAGUUAAAUGCCAGAUAACGAAUACGAUGUGCAUCUUUUUGUGUCUUUCCAUUUUGUGCCUAGGUGUGGUUUCAAAACUGCAGAGCACGCCACAAGAAACACGUUAGCCCCAAUCACUCUUCGUCUACUCCUAUUACAACAGUCCAGCCUUCCAGGCUUUCUCCACCAAUGUUAGAAGAAAUGGGCUACUCGGCCUAUGUACCCCAGGAUGCGACAAUGCUAAAUGCUCUGCAUAAUUUCAUGGAUGGUAGGUACAUUAGCAUGUCAUAAUUACUUCAUAGACUUGAGAGAAGAAAAUGUGAAAUGCACCCUUUUGCUCAGGGUUGGGCACCAUGCAACCCACAGGCAGCCAAAAAAAAGACACUCAUUAUUGUGUCUGGUAUUCUUGGGAAAUUCUUGUACUGUUUUUCUGUGUUUGAUUGGAAUAUUUUGUAUAUUUUAUCGUUUAUAUUGUUUGCCACCUUGUGAGACUUUUUCUAAAAGGCAGGAUAGAAAUUUGUUAGAUGACAAAUACAUUCUAGCUUUUCAGGUUGUUGUCCCUAGUACUCUGCUGCAGAGAGAGGUUGAUAAAAAAUAUUUUGCUCGGAAAGCAAGCAAAAACUAUCCAUAUAUUCUCUGUGCUCAUGAUAGCAUAUAGCCCAUAAGUCGGGAUGUCAAAGCUGUUGGUUUUGCUUCCAUGUGUGCAUAGGUACACCAUACCUUUUUUGUUUUGUUUGGCAAGUUCUGGUCCCUAGUUUGGGGAAAUAAGUGAUAGCCUUGCAUAAGCUUAGGCCUUUUGCGUGUUACGGCUUUUUUUUUUUUUUUUUUGACCAUGCCUUUGAAACUGACAAUAUCUCGGGCUCUUUAUUGUAGCAGAGGAUCUCUGAAUAAUGACCCACAGAUCUUUCCUCCCCAAAUUACAUUUUCAUGCUCACCUUUUUACAUUUAAAAAUGUUCACAAUUCUUUUUUUUUUUUAUGCAUGUUCUUAUGGACUUCUGUACGGGAAUGCUGUAUUCAAAACUUUAUGGGGGAAAAAUACUCGUUAUAUAGCACUUAAAGUUCACCACAAUUCUGUUAUCCUGCAUACACAAAAGGUUUAUGUCAAGCUAGAAACUUUUCCUUAAAUCGAAAGGAAGGCCUAAUUAGACAGAGUUUAAAUAGCUUUCAUCUUUCAAAUAAGGCUUUAUUGUAAAGGGCUUCAUAUUAUAAUAAAGCAAGCCUCAUGACAUCUUAAAUGCUAUGAAAUCUUUAGCGAGCCAUAAUUUAGGGAGCUGCAGAUUCAUCUGAAAAGUAUUGUAGUUCACAAUAAUGUGAUGUGCCGUAAUGAAAUUUGUGGCUCUUUAAGAUACCACACAGUUUUGUUGUCGUUUUGCUGCAGUGGGCCCAUUUUAUGCAUAGUUUUGAACUGUAUUCAGUGGGAUUAGGCAUUUUUGUAAUAAGAUACCUUCCUCACAAACUGCAAAGUUGUAUGUAUAAAAGAGUUCAUCUGGUAACAGGCACUGCCCAGGGUAUAAAGACAUGGGGGGGGCACUGUCAUUCUAGAAAUGAGCGCUAGUACCAGCUGGUGAAAUGGGUGCCGCUUGCUGGUAUCCCAGCCAUAUCAGUGCAGUUGGGUUUGUACUCACAAGUAAUAUUUUUUUAUACUUCUAGUUAGGCUGACCAGCAAAUCUUUCUAUUUUUGUAGCUCAUUCACCUUCUGCUCUUGGACUCCAGCCUUUGCUACCCCAUUCAAUGACACAACUGCCGAUAAGUCACAGUUAA
This is a messenger RNA of Podarcis lilfordi (Lilford's wall lizard), 20803 nucleotides long. The record is from the annotation of a GenBank genome assembly. NCBI's taxonomy places the organism in Eukaryota, Metazoa, Chordata, Lepidosauria, Squamata, Lacertidae.